GCCUCCUAACCACUGAGCCACACGAACAACUCCUAGAACGUAUAGCUAGGUCACGCCCUUCUCACCUAAACGUGCCACGGAAGUGAGCAGCACUUCCGCUUCUAGCCCCGCCUUUUCAUUCUGUUGUUACUCUACCCCUCCCCCCUCCUGGUUCCCGGCUUCGAGACCAACCGGAGCAUGUCUGCGUUGCGUGGAGCGGUCCAUGCCAAAUGGAUCAUAGGGAAAGUCAUUGGGACCAAAAUGCAGAAGACUGCCAAAGUGAGAGUAACAAGGCUGGUGCUGGAUCCUUACUUAUUAAAGUUCUAUAACAAGCGGAAAACUUAUUUUGCUCACGAUCCUCAGCAGCAGUGCCUUGUGGGAGACAUUGUCCUUCUGAAAGCUUUGCCAGUGCGGAGAAGCAAGCAUGUGAAACAUGAACUGGCAGAAAUCGUGUACAAGGUUGGGAAAAUUAUUGAUCCUGUGACCGGGAAGCCCUGUGCCGGAUCGAAACUCUUGGAAAGUGUAACAGACUCAGACUCAGAAAACCUCACCGAUAGAGACACCAGCUUCCUUAGUGAAAAACUCCAAGAGCUCACUGUUUCCUCUUCGGAUAAAUGAAGGGGAGGCGAGGCUUUGUAAGAUGGGACUUUCAUGCCUCUAUGAAGGGGUUGUAUGUGGCAUGGUGCUUCUGUGUUUUUAAAAUGGUGGCAGUUAAUAAAAUGGAGUUAACUUACCUA
Molecule: messenger RNA, 716 nt
Organism: Heteronotia binoei (common prickly gecko)
Lineage: Eukaryota; Metazoa; Chordata; Lepidosauria; Squamata; Gekkonidae
Gene: MRPS17
Product: mitochondrial ribosomal protein S17
Exons: 3
Coding region: 178-597 (139 amino acids)
Biological process (GO): mitochondrial translation
Cellular component (GO): mitochondrial small ribosomal subunit; ribosome
Molecular function (GO): structural constituent of ribosome
Source: RefSeq, a predicted model, not a curated record